This is a messenger RNA of Asparagus officinalis (garden asparagus), 1593 nucleotides long. RefSeq names its product zinc finger MYM-type protein 1-like. The transcript has 3 exons. The coding region runs from base 1 to 1593 and encodes 530 amino acids. NCBI's taxonomy places the organism in Eukaryota, Viridiplantae, Streptophyta, Magnoliopsida, Asparagales, Asparagaceae. The record is from RefSeq and is a predicted model, not a curated record.
AUGCCUCCUCGAAAGUAUAUGUCUGGACAUGAUAAGCGGAUAAAGAAACAAAAAAUUGAAGAAUUCAAUCGAUCUCAAGCGGGAGCACUUGAAAAAUUUAUUACUUGUAGUAGAAAUAUAUAUUCUAAUAAAGUUCAAGAUUCGGUGAAUGUUGAAAAUGAGCAACCUGAAAAUCAAGAAAGCGAGGAUUUGGUUAAUGAAAAUUUGAAUGAGAAUAGAAAUUCCAUUGAAGAAGGUGAAGAACAUGAAUAUUCUAAUGAGAAUAGAAAUUUGAAUGAGAAUAGCAAUGUAAAUGAACAUGAAGAAAAUGUAAAUGAACAUGAAGAUUUGUUGUUCAAAAAUGAUGCAAACAAAAUUCAAUUGGCAAAUGAUGGAGUUAGAGACUGGAGAAAUCUCAGUGCCAGACUUAAAAAUCAUGAAACAAGUAGUGAACACAUUGUUAACAUGAAGAGUUGGAUUGAAUUAGAGAUCAGAUUACGACAAAAUGCGACAAUCGAUAAAAGUGUUGAAGAACAAAUCAACAAAGAACGAGAACAUUGGAGAAAAGUACUAUUGAGAGUAGUUGCUGUUGUGAAAACACUUGCUAAAAAUAGUUUGGUAUUUCGUGGAGAUAAUGAGAAGCUUUAUGAAGAAAAUAAUGGAAAUUUUUUAAGUAUAAUAGAAAUGAUUGUCGAAUUUGAUCCAAUAAUGAAAGAGCAUGUUCGUCGAAUUCAGGAGAAAAAAAUUCAUUAUCAUUAUCUUAGUCACAAAAUUCAAAAUGAAUUUAUUCUUCGAAUAGCAGAUGAGAUCAAAAGUUUAAUCAUCCAAAAGAUUAAAGAAGCAAAGUACUUUUCUGUUAUUCUUGAUUGUACUCCGGAUGCAAGCCAUGAAGAGCAAAUGUCACUUAUAUUAAGAUGCGUGGAUGAUACACCAGGACGAGGACUUUUUGAAGAACUUGUAAAUAUUUUGCAAGAGCUUAAACUUGAUAUUGGUGAUGUAAGAGGACAAUGGUAUGAUAAUGGUUCUAAUAUGAAAGGAAAACAUAAAGGUGUACAAAGAAGAUUAUUAGAGAUAAAUCCUAGAGCAUUCUACACACCUUGUGGUUGUCAUAGUCUUAACCUUGCACUUUGUGAUAUGGUAAACUCUUGUUCGCAAGCUUCAUCUUUUUUCGGAGUGGUGCAGCGCAUAUAUUCAUUGUUUGCAUCUUCUACAAAGCGGUGGAAAGUUCUUACAGAUAAUGUUAAAGGUUUCACACUUAAGCCACCAUCACAAACUCGUUGGGAAGGUCAAGUUGAAAGUGUUAAAGCAAUAAGAUUCCAAUCUCCAGAUAUAAGAGAUGCUUUGAUUUACUUAGCAAGUUAUAGUGAAGAUCCCAAGACAAAAAGUGAUGCUAAGUGCUUAGCAACAUAUGAAAUUGAGAAUUUUGAGUUCUUACUUGGUAUGGUUAUUUGGUUUGAUAUUUUGAAUGCUAUUAACAAAAUAAGUAAAAUCAUGCAAUCAGAGGAUAUGCAGAUUGAUGUUGCUAUAGACCUUUUAAGAGGGCUCAUUUCUUUUUUUGAAAGCUACAGAGAAAAUGGAUUUGAAGCAACUAUGGUUGAGGUGCAGUUAGAAUGA